Messenger RNA from Patiria miniata (bat star), 5971 nucleotides. Its product is annotated as serine-rich adhesin for platelets-like. Gene Ontology annotation, molecular function: calcium ion binding. Bases 1 to 5682 code for a protein of 1893 amino acids. The transcript has 15 exons. The record is from RefSeq and is a predicted model, not a curated record. Lineage: Eukaryota; Metazoa; Echinodermata; Asteroidea; Valvatida; Asterinidae.
AUGGCGUUGGAUGCUGAGCACGGAACGGACUCCGACAUGUUGAGGGUCCACUUGCUUCUUGUCCCCCUUGUGGUGAUGCUCUCAGUUUCUCCAUUCGCUUCCCAGACGGAUUCCUCAACAAGGAACAUUCUCCUCGAAGCUGGAAACUUGACCUCCACACCGUCGCUACCUACGGUCAAUGGAUCAACCACUAUUUACUCUACCCUACAAACCCUCAACAGAACUGAAGUGUCGAACUCUUCUGAAUCAACAAACAGUGACUUCGGAAACCUGACUACCAUACUACCAACGCUCACGGCAGAAAGUGGGGACGGAACCCAAUCGACUCAGUGGACUUCAGCUUCUGUUGAUGGAGAGACACAUUCAAACUCGUCAAAUCUGGCAGCAAAUACAACAGAAGGUAACAAUUUGACUGUUUUGUCAUCUCUGACAGAGAACAAUUCAACUUCAACUUCUCCGGCCCCACUGUCAACACUUAUUAGUGCUUUAUCGCGUAAUGAGUUGAAUACCACAACCAAUACAAAGUCGACAGUUAUCACGCCAGAAGCUCCAUCAGACAUUCAAAAUGAGGCAAAUAACAAUUCUCUUUCAACCUCACUUUCAACCCUUACAAGUGGUCAGACGACAUUUGAGACAAAUCCGACAGUUUCGGUCUUAGACUCCCCAGAUGGACCAAAUACAACAGUCUCACAACCCCUGCCCACAGAAAACGAUCCCGCGUCAUCCUUGUCGUAUACAACCUCUCCAUCUAUCAACAGUCAGUCAAUUGUCCAGACAAAACCAACGGUAUCGGCGACAAGCGGUCAGUCGUCAGUGGAGACGAACUCGACAAUAUUAGGACCGAAUUUUCCUGGGUGGCUAAACGAAACUGCUUCACCACACGCAGCAUCGGAGAAUAUUUCCACUUCUCUGUCAACAUCAUUCUCAACAUAUACCGCCAGUCAGGCGACAGUAGAUACAAAUUUGACAGUUUUGGAAGAUAAGGUGUCGACAUCACCUUCAAUAUCAACUAACAACGACAGCAAUCAGCAACUGACAACGAAUAAACUGGUGUCGAACAGUAAUUCAUCCAUGAGCAAUAUGUCAUUGACUUCACCAGUCCAAGGCUACAAUUCAACGACACAUGAGUGGAUAUCAGCUAACACUUCUGACUCGACAUCACCAAUCCCUGAAUACAAUGCAUCGACACCGGAGUGGAUAUCAACUAACAAUUCUGAUUUGACAUCAUCUUUACUGGAAUACAAUGCAUCGACACCGGAUUGGAUAUCAACUAACAAUUCUGAUUUGACAUCAUCGGUACCUGAAUACAAUGCAUCGACACCGGAGUGGAUAUCAGCUAACACUUCUGACUCGACACCACCAAUCCAUGAAUACAAUGCAUCAACACCGAAGUGGAUAUCAGCUAACACUUCUGAUUUGACAUCAUCGGUACCUGAAUACAAUGCAUCGACACCGGAGUGGAUAUCAACUAACACUUCUGAUUUGACAUCAUCGGUACCGGAAUACAAUGUAUCGACACCGGAGUGGAUAUCAGCUAACACUUCUGAUUUGACAUCAUCCGUACUGGAAUACAAUGCAUCGACACCGGAUUGGAUAUCAACUAACACUUCUGAUUUGACAUCAUCGGUACCAGAAUACAAUGUAUCGACACCGGAGUGGAUAUCAGCUAACACUUCUGAUUUGACAUCAUCGGUACCGGAAUACAAUGCAUCGACACCGGAGUGGAUAUCAGCUAACACUUCUGACUCGACAUCACCAAUCCAUGAAUACAAUGCAUCGACACCGGAGUGGAUUUCAGCUAACACUUCUGACUCGACAUCACCAAUCCAUGAAUACAAUGCAUCGACACCGGAGUGGAUUUCAGCUAACACUUCUGACUCGACAUCAUCAAUCCCUGAAUACAACGCAUCGACACCGGAUUGGGUAUCAACUAACAAUUCUGAUUUGACAUCAUCGGUACCUGAAUACAAUGCAUCGAACCCGGUAUGGAUAUCGACUAACAAUUCUGAUUUGACAUCAUCGGUACCGGAAUACAAUGCAUCGACACCGGAGUGGAUAUCAGCUAACAAUUCUGAUUUGACAUCAUUGGUACCGGAAUACAAUGCAUCGACACCGGAGUGGAUAUCAGCUAAUACUUCUGAUUUGACAUCAUCGGUACCUGAAUACAAUGCAUCGACACCCACUGAUCGGACAACACCGAUACCGGAAUACAAUGUGUCGACACCAAAUUGGAUGUCAACUAACAAUUCAAGUUUUACAUCACCGAUCAAUGAAUCGACAUCCGAGUUGUUAUCAACUGAUGCCAACAACAGUCAGCAGAAUGCUACUUUAAAUACGUCAACAUCAUCUCCUGAUGCAGAGACCAGUGGCAGUCCACCAAAUUCAAUUGUACCAUCACAAGUCACAGUAUACAAUUCAUCCUCAACCGUGUCGACACAAAGCAGUGUCUCUACACAACACGGCAUGUUAACAAACACUGUCGACAACAACACACAGGAAUCAACAACUGAAUUAGCAACCACUGUCACCAACACAACUGUGGAUGUUAGCUCAUCUCUUCAGUAUUUGUCAUCGACUGUACAGGGAGACAAUGCAUCGACUAGUGUGUCGACAGCAGCUGCUCGUACUAUAAAUGUCACCGCCCCUCCAUCCCAGUUGGAGAGGUCAUUUGAGGGCGAGCUUCGCAUCGUCUCAUUCAGAGGCGCAGACGCAGUGUACGACCCGUCUUUGGAGGAUCCUAACAGUUCGUUGUACAAGCAGCUGAAAGACAGCUUCGAAAAAUUCGUCGACAGAAUUUACCAAAUGUCCCAGUUGACGAGGAGUGAUUACAUAGGUUCAACAGUGCGUCGGUUUCGCAACGGCAGCGUCGUCGCUGACUUCGGUUCUGUAUUUCGACCCGCGUCGACCGUCAUUGCAAAUGACUUGGAGACCCUGAUGACGACCGUUUUAGAUGCUACUGCAGGGACUUCUCCCGGAACCGACAUUAAAGUCGAUCCAACGGUCAUAACUUUUCAACCUACAAACGAAUGCGAGUUGGGAAUUGACGACUGUUCCAUGUAUGCUGUUUGCGAGGAUCUAGGGGCGGACGGCUACACAUGUCACUGUCAGCAGGGAACAAUAGAUGUAGCUGAUAAACCGGGUCGGCUGUGCCUGUAUCCUAAUACAACGGAUGCCCAACCGACAGGUUCGACUGUUGUCACCUCAUGGUCGACUCUCAACGGCCCUACGGAUCCACGUUCUACCACUGUCGAUACGCUUGACAUUACAUCUGGCACCACGAAUGUACAUUCUACGACAUCCGAAACAUACGACAAUACAUCAAGCACCACUGAUGUGAAUUCUAAUUCAACCGAGAAAUACGACAACACAUCGAUGACAAUGAAUGCACCUUCUUCCACAACCGACAAGUACGACAAUACAUCGAGCGCCACGAAUGCACCUUCUACCACAGCAGAUAGGUUCGACAAUACAUCGAGCACCACGAAUGCACCUUCUACCACAGCAGACAGGUUCGACAAUACAUCGAGCACUACGAAUGCACCUUCCACCACAGCAGACAGGUUCGACAAUACAUCGAUCGCCACGAAUGCACCUUCUACCACAGCAGACAGGUUCGACAAUACAUCAAGCACCGCGAAUGCACCUUCUACCACAGCAGACAGGUUCGACAAUACAUCGAGCACCACGAAUGCACCUUCUACCACAGCAGACAGGUUCGACAAUACAUCGAGCACCACGAAUGCACCUUCCACCACAGCGGACAGGUUCGACAAUACAUCGAACACCACGAAUGCACCUUCUACCACAGCAGACAGGUUCGACAAUACAUCGAGAACUACGAAUGCACCUUCCACCACAGCAGACAGGUUCGACAAUACAUCGAGCACCACGAAUGCACCUUUUACCACAGCCGACAAUACAUCGAGUGAAAUGUCGACGGUAGCUGGUAUCAUUACCAUCAAUGUCACUGCUCCUAUAUCCCAGUUCCAGGAAAGGUCUUUUGAGGGCGUGCUUCGCAUCGUCUCAUUCAGAGGCGCAGACGCAGUCUUCAACUCGUCUUUGGAGGAUCCAGAGAGUUCUUUCUAUAAGCAGCUGAAAGGCAGCGUAGAAAAUUUAAUCGACAGCAUCUAUAACAGAUCCAGUCUGACAAAGGAGGACUACCUUGGCUCCAUCGUGCGCAGUUUCAGCAACGGAAGCGUCGUUGUAAAUUUCGGCGCUCUAUUGCGACCCACGUCGACCGUCACUGCGGAUGACUUGCAAUCGACUACCGUUAUGGAGACUACCAAUGGAACUGUUCCUGGGACAGACAUCACAGUUGAUCCAACGGCGACUACCUUCAAGCCAACGACAAAUGUCACACAGCCCACACGUUCGACUCCUGCACCUUUGACGUCAUCCAAUGUGACGUUCGACAAUGAAGUGUCGACAGUACCAACUGGCCCAGCCUCCAACGUCACUGCUCAUCCAUCUCAGCUGCAGGAGAGAUCGUUUGAGGGCGUGCUUCGCAUCGUCUCAUUCAGAGACGCUGAUGCAGCUUACAACUCAUCUUUGGAGGAUCCAGACAGUCCGUUUUACCAGCAACUGAAAGAAAGUGUGGAAAAAUUAGUCGACAGCAUUUUUAGAUUAUCCAGGACGACAAAGAAUGACUACUUAGGCUCCACCGUGCGCCGUUAUAGCAAUGGCAGUGUCGUAGUUAACUUCGGUGCCCUAUUUCGACCUGCGUCGGCCGUCACUGCGGGUCAUCUGGAGUCUCUUGCGGCGACUGUUUUGAAAGCUACUGGUGGAACCUUCCCAGGGACGGAUAUAACCGUUGAACCAGCGGUGAUCACUUUCACACCCACAGACGAAUGCGAGUUAGGUAUCGACGACUGCUCCAUGUAUGCUGUAUGUGAGGAUCUAGGGGCGGACGGCUUCUCGUGUCAAUGCCAGCCAGGCACGAUAGACGCUGAGGCUGGUACCAGACCGGGCCGGCUAUGCCUCUACCCGACAACAGCGGGUACGCAAGAUACAGUUUCAUCUCCUCCCACAGCGGAGUCUUCUGUUACCAUGGCAACUUCUCAGUCAUCUACUAGCAUGACGACGAAGGCAACCACGGAGGAAGAGGAGGAGGGAGAAGAUGAUCCUCCAUCUUGGGCGGGCUGGCAAAUCGGCAUUUUCGUGUUGGGAAUCACCAUCGGGAUCCUGAUACUGGCCGCCGUGUUUCAUCGCCUGGCCAAUCUGCGCAACCACUUCCGACACACCGAAGAUCGAGAGAGACGAAACGAACAGGCUCGUGCGGAGCGGGCGGCGUAUCGUGACCGUAGCUGGAGCUUCAUGUACCGCCGUCCCGAGGCCGAGGGCACCCCGGACCAGGACGAGUACACGGACGGUGGGUUGGGCGGGGAUCUCCUCAACGCGGACGGCCAAACGGUUACCCCUAGCGCGCCGCCUAUGGAAAACGAAGGUGAGCACAUGAACGAAACAGGGGUGCAGACGGAUCCCGUCCCAGGGGACAACUUGCCACACAGGGUAGGGGGAGAUGGUACAGACGGGCAGACAGAGGAAACGGAUGCUCACGGUCAGGCAGCAUCUACAACAAAGGAAUCUGAAGAUUCAACGUCAGUCACUGUGGAAGAUGACGAGGAUCAAGAAAAGGCCAAGGACGAGGCUGAAUCGACGUCCGAUGGCUGCGUUGUCAUGUAACAGAAAGGUUGGGUGGCUUCGACUGAACUCACAAAGGAACCGUUUGGGAUAAUUAAGUCACAUUCCAAUAACCAUAAGUCAUGCUAUUGUAUACUACUUUAUUAAAAUUCUAUUUAUUCUACCUAAUUUAAACAUAUUUUUUGUUGCAAAAAAAUAUAUGAUAUAUUACAUAUUCGUUUAACAUUAUGUAAAAAUGUGUUAAGCACUGAAACACAAUCCUCCCAUCACUUUGUUGUUAUGUUCAGAAGCUAUUCAUUAAUUUCGUCAUUACGUUAAACAUGUUGCGUAU